GCAUUGUUAAUGGUUCAACCUUUUACAUGGCGAUGGAGUACCUCAGCGGGGGUAGCCUGCGUGACCGCUUAAAGACUGAAGCCUUUACACCAGCAGCGGUGCUGCAAAUCCUGCGGCAAUUGGGGGCAGGGUUGGAAUACGCGCAUCAGCAGGGCUUUAUCCACCGUGACAUCAAACCGGAAAACAUUCUGUUCCGUAAGGAUGGCACGGCGAUCCUGACCGAUUUCGGCAUUGCCAAGGUACAGGAUUCUACCGGGGACAUGACCCGUAUGGGGUUAACGGCAGGUACGGCACAGUAUAUGAGCCCUGAGCAGGCAAUGGUGGGCAAACUGGAUUACCGUUCUGACCUGUACAGUUUGGGGCUGGUGGUGUUUGAAAUGCUCAGCGGGGAAAAGGUUUGCAAGGCAGACAGCUUCGCGCAGGCGGUAUACCAGCAUACGACCCAGCCCCUGCCAGCUUUGCCGUUUGCCUACCGGAUAUUCCAGCCGGUCAUGCAGAAAGUGUUGGCAAAGCAGCCAGAGCAGCGUUACGGC
This is a messenger RNA of Darwinula stevensoni, 533 nucleotides long. NCBI's taxonomy places the organism in Eukaryota, Metazoa, Arthropoda, Ostracoda, Podocopida, Darwinulidae. The record is from the annotation of a GenBank genome assembly.